Molecule: messenger RNA, 1311 nt
Organism: Cuscuta europaea
Lineage: Eukaryota; Viridiplantae; Streptophyta; Magnoliopsida; Solanales; Convolvulaceae
Source: the annotation of a GenBank genome assembly
GCAAAAAAGAAGGGAGUAAUAGUUGAUGAAACUUGAAAGUUGAAACAACUUCAGCUGUCAUUUUAACCAUUUUCUCUUUUACCGGGUUUCUUCUAUCCUUGUCUCUUUGAUUUAUCAUCCACCCAAGUUACUAGCAAGCGCCGCCAUGACCGAUGAGGAAGCUCUCUGCGAGGCAGCUCGAAAGGGAGACUUGGACAAAGUGAAAUCAUUAAUAGUGUCCGGAGUGGACGUCUCAUAUUUCGACUGUAACGGCCUAAAUCCACUAAUGCACGCCGCCAGGCACGGCCACGCACAGGUGGUGACGUAUCUCCUUGACGCCGGCGCUCCGUGGAAUGCCCUUUCUCCUUCCAAUCUAUCUGCCGGAGACUAUGCGAUGGAUGCUGGCCACCAAGAAGCCUUCGACGCCCUCCUCAAUGCAGCAUUACAAGCAGAAAUGGUGCUUGGAACAAUUGCUAGAAGAAAUAAGAACCAGGACUCUGCUGCUGAUUAUUUGGAAGACAGGGUUAGUUUCAGUGAGGAUAAGAUUAUGGAUGCUGAAAGCAAAGCAGUUAUGAUGGCUUGGGAAAAGCCUUUGAUGGAAGCUCAUGCAAAGGCAGUUUGCUCAAAUGGCGGUCACAUUUUGAACAUUGGGUUUGGAAUGGGGCUCGUGGAUGCUGCAAUCCAGCAGUAUGCACCUUCUUCACAUACUAUCAUCGAAGCUCACCCCGAGGUUUAUGAUCGUAUGAUACACCAAGGGUGGGGCAAGAAGGAAAAUGUGAAGAUCAUUUUUGGUCGUUGGCAGAAUGUUGUUUCAAAACUUGAAUCUUACGAUGGUAUAUUCUUUGACACUUAUGGAGAGUAUUAUGAAGAUAUGAGGGAGUUUCACCAAUAUCUUCCUAAAUUGUUAAAACCUGCUGGCAUCUACUCAUUUUUCAAUGGACUCUGUGGAGGUAAUGCUUUCUUCCACGUUGUUUACUGCCAGUUAGUUUCUCUGGAACUUGUCAGCAUGGGUUAUACUACUCAGUUCAUACCACUACCAGUGAAAGAUUGCUUAGGUGAAGAAGUCUGGGAAGGAGUUAAACACAAAUAUUGGCAGUUGGAUACAUAUAGUCUCCCUGUUUGUUAUUCUGUCGAUGAAUCUGAUUGAAUUUGUUUAUAGGGGAUUUUCUGAACCCCACACAUGCCGGGAGUAUUCAAUUCCAAGUUACUCAGUGUUCUUUCAAUACUGUAAUACUAAGGUUCAAGCAAAAAUCACUUGUUGUAAACGUUGCAGCAGGAGACAGUGAGACACGUGUCUUAUGAUUGUCAUUAUCAAAUUAUAUUAUCAAGAUU